GAGGAGUGUGACAGGUAAAAAGCAAAACAUUUUCGUACACGAGACUUUCAAGGCUUUUCAUGAGUGUAAUAUCCUGAAACUUAGUUCCAUUGAUCAGCACCAUGUCUGGGUUCGGCCAAAAUGAUGGAUUCUACCAGGGAAAUUUCUAUGAGCAGCAGUCAGCUGGCUAUGACAUGGGUCCAGGGGGCCAACAGUUUGGAGGGGAGCAACAGUUUGCCCAGUUUGACUAUUCUCAAACAGCCCAGGGGUACGGGGACAGUGGAGCAUAUUACGCUGGUCAGCAGUCCUACAUGGGCUCUAUCCUCACCCCUGAUGCCUCCCAGUUUGCUCAGGGCCCGGGCACAGAGAACUUUGACGAGGAACCACCUCUGAUGGAAGAACUAGGAAUAAAUUUUGAUCACAUCAUCCAAAAGGUAUAA
Messenger RNA from Liolophura sinensis, 419 nucleotides. RefSeq names its product protein YIPF5-like. The coding region runs from base 102 to 419 and encodes 105 amino acids. The transcript has 5 exons. The record is from RefSeq and is a predicted model, not a curated record. Lineage: Eukaryota; Metazoa; Mollusca; Polyplacophora; Chitonida; Chitonidae.